AUGCCGUCGUUGCUCCAGGUCUUACACACUGUCUCGCCCGCCCAGGCGUAUGUGCUUCUGGCAUGCAUCGUCCUCGUCUCCAUCAUCUACUACAAGAGUCGUCCUCCCCGCUCUCGCCUUCCUCUCCCUCCUGGCCCCAAGCCGUUACCGCUGAUUGGCAACAUGCUCGACAUACCCAAGACCAUGUCUUCCGCCGAAUAUUAUGCUCUCUCUCGGAAAUAUGGCGAUAUUGUAUAUCUCAACGCCAUGGGAAAUUCAAUGAUACUCCUGGGGUCCAUGGAAGCUGCGAACGAGCUGUUGGAAAAGCGGGCUACGAACUACUCUAACAAACCAGGGUCAGCCAUGGCGAAUCUCUCAUUCUGGAUGGAACGCCGUGAGCUCCACCGCUUCACUGGACAGCCCGCUGCCAUCGCUCAGCACGGGCGCGUACUAGAGAAGCAUGCCGCAACGUACCUCGUCUCCCUGCUGAAGAACCCUGGCCGCUACAGCGAAGAUGCGCACCUAACCCUCGGGAAGGUGAUCAUGGAGCUCUCAUACGGCAUCAAGGUGAAGACAUACGACGACGACUACCUGAAGCUCGUGCAGGAGGGAAACGACAUUUUCCAGAAGGCCUUCGUCCCCGGCAAGUAUCUCGUCGAGACUUUCCCGGUGCUCAAGCACAUCCCCGCGUGGUUUCCGGGCGCGACAUUCAGGCGCGAGGCGGCCGGGUGGCGCGCGACGUACGGAGCCGUGCGGGAGCGGCCGUUCGCUGCGGCGAUGGAGCACAUGGUCAGCAUCAUCCCCACACUUCGCUCGCCUGCACAUCGCGGAGAUGAGGCGGCGGCGGCGUCUGUCGCAGGAGUCAUGGUCAGGUCCGCCCAAGACGAGAACGGGCGUAUCUCCCCGGACGACGAGGUGCUCGCGCAGAACGUCGCGAGCACGGUCUAUACGCUGACGACCAUUCGAAUGUUCUUCCUCGCAAUGGCCACGUACCCGGCGGUGCAGAAGCGCGCGCAAGAGGAGCUCGACGCGGUCAUGGGGCCCGACCGCCUCCCCACGCUCGCGGACCGCGCGGCGCUGCCGUACGUCGACGCCGUUCUCAAGGAGUGUCUGCGGUGGCACCCGAUCCUGCCCCUCGCGCUUCCGCGAACAUCGGCCGAGGACGACGAGUAUCGGGGGUAUCACAUCCCUGCUGGGACGACUGUGCUCGCCCACUCGUGGUGCUACUACCCUGACCCAGAGCGGUUCUCCCCGGAGCGGUACUUCACGGCUGACGGAAAGCCCAACAAGAACGUGAUGGACCCCCGAACAUUCGCUUUCGGAUAUGGGCGUCGUAUAUGUCCCGGCCGCAACCUGGGAGAGGCGGCGGUAUUUGUGACGAUCGCGUCGGUCCUGCACGCGUUCAACGUCGAGCCACCGCUCGAUGAGAGCGGACGACCUGUGGUGCCCAAGCCGAAGUUCGCGGCCAACUUCCUCUCGGACCCGGAACCGUUUGACUGUCGGAUCACAGUGCGUUCUGCAACAAUGGGGAGGUUGGUCCAGACGGCGGCGAGAAACAUGCGACCAGAGGUGGAUUCUAGAGAGCAUUGCUUCUACACGGCGAUGAUGGGCACGGUUAUUCCAGCAUAG
Molecule: messenger RNA, 1608 nt
Organism: Epithele typhae
Lineage: Eukaryota; Fungi; Basidiomycota; Agaricomycetes; Polyporales; Epitheliaceae
Product: CyP450 monooxygenase
Exons: 10
Coding region: 1-1608 (535 amino acids)
Molecular function (GO): oxidoreductase activity, acting on paired donors, with incorporation or reduction of molecular oxygen; monooxygenase activity; iron ion binding
Source: RefSeq, a predicted model, not a curated record